Dichomitus squalens LYAD-421 SS1 is the source of this 2901-nucleotide messenger RNA. RefSeq names its product WD40 repeat-like protein. Gene Ontology annotation, cellular component: Pwp2p-containing subcomplex of 90S preribosome; small-subunit processome. The record is from RefSeq and is a predicted model, not a curated record. Gene Ontology annotation, biological process: maturation of SSU-rRNA. Gene Ontology annotation, molecular function: snoRNA binding; protein binding. The transcript is spliced from 10 exons. The coding region runs from base 1 to 2901 and encodes 966 amino acids. Lineage: Eukaryota; Fungi; Basidiomycota; Agaricomycetes; Polyporales; Polyporaceae.
AUGGUGCAAAGCUAUUUGCGCCAUGGGCCUACAGAGGCUUUUGGGUUGGUUUGCAGCGCCUCCUCGAACUCACACUACGACGGAAAGUUGGCUUACGUUCCUGCGCUCGAGGAUGUUCUGGUCUGGGAUGUCAAGAAGGGCCAGCAGCUCGCAAUGUGGCAUGAGACCGGUCACAGAGCCGAAGUCACUUGUAUCCUGCGCUCUCCGCAAAGAGACCUCUUCGCAGUGGGUUACGCAGAUGGUUCGAUACGCCUAUGGAGCGCCUCCGCUCAGUCUGUGCUCGCAACGUUCAACGGACACAAGAAGGCCGUCACCGCCCUCACAUUUGACGAGACCGGUACCAGACUAGCGUCCGGGUCGCAGGACACCGAUCUCAUCCUCUGGGAUGUCGUAGGGGAGGCUGGGCUAUACCGCUUGCGAGGUCACCGAGACCAGAUUACUGCAAUCCGUUUCGUUCGGCCUACUGCGGAGUCUGCGCCAUCUACUUCUACCGGAAUUGCUCCUGGCUACCUCUUGACCGGCUCCAAGGAUACUUUCCUCAAGCUUUGGGACCUCUCUACGCAGCAUUGUAUCCAGACCAUCGUCGCGCACCGGUCAGAGGUCUGGAGUCUUGAUCUUAAUCCUGAGCAAGAGCUGGUCUUCACCGGGAGCGGGGAAGGAGAGGUGAAAGCAUGGAAGAUUGACCAUGAGGCACUAGCGGAGGGUCUACGGGAGACUGAGUCUGGAGAGGUCACGAGGUUCAUCCAUCCGGUAACUACGCUCCCGCUAGCGUCGGCGCACCGGGUCUCGCAAAUCACCUUCCACCCCCACAAACCGUACCUCGCAGUCCAGUCGCAUGACAAGUCCGUGGAAGUGUUCAGGAUACGCACAGAGGAGGAAAUCAGGAAGAAGCAAGCCCGGAGGCGCAAGCGUGCGAAGGAAAAAGAGCAGGAGAAGAAAGAGAAGGGAAAGAAGAAGGACGACGAUGCGGACAUGCAGAGGGACGAGGAAACAGAGGAACUGGCCGACCUCUUCCAGCCGUACCUGAUCGUGCGGGCCAGCGGCAAGGUCAGGUCAUUUGACUUCGGUGGGGAGGAAAACGGCGGGAAGGACAACACGCAGCUGUUCGUCGCGCUUUCGAACAACGCGUUGGAGGUGUACAACAUUCCCCCACCCACGAAGUCGAAAGAUGCCACUCCGGAGGCUACCCGCGUGUAUUCUGUUGACCUUCCUGGGCAUCGGACAGACGUCCGUACGCUGUGUCUGAGCUCUGACGAUGCGCUCCUCGCCUCAGCGUCCAACGGCUCGCUUAAGAUCUGGAACAUGAAGACGACCGCGUGUAUACGCACCAUGGAUUGCGGGUAUGCAAUCUGCAGCACUUUCCUGCCAGGAGACCGUCAAGUUGCGGUGGGCACGAAGUCCGGCGAAAUACUUAUCUAUGACAUCGCGUCCUCCUCGCUCGUCGACACUGUCCAGGCGCAUUCGGCCACUGUAUGGUCUAUACACGUUCGUCCGGACGGUACCGGCCUCGUCAGUGGGAGCGCAGACAAGGACGUGAAGUUCUGGGACUUCGAGCGAAAACCGGCCAAUAGCGACAACCCCCGCAGCAACAGCAGCCUCCUCACCCUCGUCCACAUCCGCACGCUCAAAAUGACCGACGACGUCCUCUCCGUGCGGUACAGCCCGAACGGCAAGCUCCUCGCCGUCGCGCUGCUCGACUCGACCGUCAAGGUGUUCUACCAGGACACGCUCAAGUUCUUCCUCUCGCUGUACGGGCACAAGCUGCCCGUGCUCUCGAUGGACAUCUCGGGCGACUCGAAGCUGAUCGUGACGUGCUCGGCGGACAAGAACGUGAAGAUCUGGGGGCUCGACUUCGGCGACUGCCACAAGAGCAUCUUCGCGCACGACGAGAGCGUGAUGCAGGUCGCGUUCGAGCGGAACGACACGCGCGAGGGCGAGACGAAGCCGUCGCACUACUUCUGGACGGUCGGCAAGGACAAGCUGUUGAAGUACUGGGACGGCGACAAGUUUGAGAACAUCCAGAAGCUGGAGGGCCACCACGGCGAGGUGUGGGCGCUCGCGGUGAGCCACCACGGCAAGUUCGUCGUCACCGGCUCGCACGACAAGUCCAUCCGCGUCUGGGAGAAGCUCGACGAGCCGCUGUUCCUCGAGGAAGAGCGCGAGCGCGAGCUCGAAGCCCUCUACGAGGCCGGCAUCGCCGACACCCUCAACCGCGACGACGCGCCGAUCGGCUCCGGGGCCCCCGGCGCGGACCCCGCCGCCCCCACGGCAGAGACGACGGCGGUCUCGAAGCAGACCGCGGAGACGCUCAUGGCCGGGGAGCGCAUCAUGGAGGCGCUCGACCUCGCGGACGCGGAGCGCGAGACGUUCCGCGCGUACGAGGAGGCGCGGCGCAGGGGCGGCCUCGCGGGGACGGUCGCGCCGCCGCCGCGGAACCCGGUGCUCGCCGCGUACGACGUCGGGCCCGAGGAGUGGGUGCUGCGCGUCGUGGAGAAGGUGCCGGGCGCGGCGCUGCACGACGCGCUGCUCGUGCUGCCGUUCGGGAAGGUCGUGAGCCUGAUGCGGUGCCUGAACGUCUGGGCGCAGCGGGAGUGGAGCCUCGUGCUGACGUCGCGCAUCGUGUUCUUCCUGCUCAAGACGCACCACCGGCAGAUCGUCGCGAACCGCGUGAUGCGCACGGCGCUGAUCCCGCUGCGGCGGAGCCUGCGCGAGGGCCUGCGGCGGCAGCGGGACGCGCUGGGGUACAACCUCGCCGCGCUGCGCUUCGCGCAGCGGCAGAACGACGCGCGGCGCACGGCCGAGUUCUUCGAGCGCGGCGACGGGGCGCUCUCGGAGGAGCAGGUGCGCGAGCGGAUCGCGGAGGGCGCCAAGAAGCGCAAGCGGGUGAACGUCAAGGCGUGA